UUUCUCCUACUCGCUCACUCGCGUAGGUCCGUUCGCUUCCGUUCUGCGCUCGCCGAAUGGCUGUGUCAAAAUACACGUCACAAGUUCGUUGAUGCGAGUUCACAGUGCCUCUGAAAGUGAUGUGGGAUGUUCUGUGACUGAAUUCAACCUGUAUAAAAAUAUAAGAAAUUCAAAGAAAGAGUCUAGCCAUGCGCGCUCUUUUGGUACUGGGCCUAGGGCUGCUCAUCGUGCAGACGGCAGUUGCGCCUCCUGUUACAAAGAACAAGAAUGCCAGCGAGGAAGCAGCUAAGGAUAAGGAAGAAACUGAAGCUGCAGAUUCGGCAGAUUUGGAGGAUGUGAUGGAGUAUCACAGAUACCUGACGGAGGUCGUUCAGGCAUUGGAGAGCGAUCCAGAGUUCCGGCAGAAGCUCGAGAAGGCGAAGGAAAUUGAUAUUCGGAGCGGAAAAAUUGCCCAUGAACUUGAGUUCGUCAAUCAUCAGGUCAGAACAAAACUCGACGAACUGAAACGCCAAGAGCUCGAGAGGCUCAGGCAUCUGGCCAUAAAAGAAUAUCAGAUUGAGAAUGGACUCGAUCCCGACCAUCUCAAAAUCGCCGAGCAUCUCGAUCACUCGAAUCCACACACAUUUGAGAUAGAUGAUCUGAAGAAAUUGAUUGCCAAGACCUCGCAAGACUUAGCCGAGGCGGAUCGUAAGAGAAAAGAAGAAUUUAAAGAAUACGAGAUGCAAAAGAAGUUUGAGCAAGAGAUAAAGAUGAAGGGUAAUACUGGCAUGGAUGAAGAUCAAAGGAAGAAAUACGAAGCUGAGCUUCACUCCCAGGAGGAAAAGCAUAAGAAGCACCAACCGUUGCAUCACCCUGGUAGCAAACCGCAGCUGGAGGAGGUCUGGGAAAAACAGGACCACAUGGAAAACCAGGAUUUCGAUCCCAGGACGUUUUUCUACCUCCAUGAUCUCGAUGGCAAUGGCGUCUGGGAUCAGAAUGAAGUUAAGGCUCUUUUCUUGAAAGAACUUGACAAAAUGUAUGCCGAAGGUGCUCCUGAAGACGAUUUGAGAGAACGCGCGGAGGAAAUGGAACGGAUGCGAGAACACGUUUUCAACGAAGCUGAUCUUAACAAAGAUGGAUUGAUAAGCUAUAACGAAUUCGUUGAGCAAACAAAGAAGCCCGAUUUCCAGCAGGAUGCAGGAUGGCAGGGUCUGGACGAGCAGCAAAUAUUUUCACAGCAGGAAUACGAGGAAUUUGAGAGGCGUAGACAGGAAGACAUACAGAAGUUAAUUGCAAAGGGAAUACUACCCCCGCAUCCGGAUAGUUAUCCCCCUGGACAUCCUGAACAGUUCCCACCACAGUACGGCCAUGUUCCGGUACAUCAAGGAGGUCCGGAUCAGGGAUUCAUCGAUCCACUGGGUGCCAGAGUCGGGCAUCCCAACGAAAUUCCACAGGGUCAACAAUUCCAGGGCCAACAUGUGCCCCAACAACAGUUCCAGGGACAAGUACCACAGCAACAAUUCCACGGACAAGUGCCGCAGCAACAGUUCCAAGGACAUCAGGUGCCGCAGCAACAGUUCCAAGGACAUCCAGUGCCGCAGCAACAGUUCCAGGGCCAACAAGUACCCCAGCAGCAAUUCCAAGGACAAGUGCCACAACAACAAUUCCAAGGGCAACAAAUUCCUCAACAACAACAGCAGCAUGUCCAACAAGUUCAAGGAGGAAUUCAGCAGCAGCAACAACAACAGCAACAACAACAACGGCAACAACAGCAACAACAGCAGCAGCAGCAAGUGGUACAAAACGUGGUUCCGGCAGGAGGAAAUCAGCAGGUUCAUAAUACCGGUAACACAGCAGCAGGAAAUUUGGUAAACAAUCAACAACAGGCCAACAUAGCGCAGAAACAAGUAAACAACAAUGAAGCUGCUCAGCAACCAGUGGCAGCAAUCUUGGUUGAGAAUAGCCAAAAAAUAGUACCAAAUGCAGUAAACGCUCAUUCAUAAUCGGGGUGAAACUGAAAAAUAAUAAGAAGGUCAAUCAGAUUAUAGUAGAGGAUGGAACGGAUAUUUUGUAAUUGGAAGUAUAAUUAUAGUCAACUAAUUUUACGCAUUUUAACAUGUGCAAAAUUGAUUGAUGAAAAUUCAGCGAUUCGAUGGAGGGGAAAAAUAAUUUACCGCUAAAAUCAAUACGUUUUAUACAACUGCAACUACGAACGAUGGAUUUGACAAGGAAUUAAUUAUACAUUGUAGUUUGUAAACCUUUGAUCGCGUCGAGCGAUUGUAUUGUUACGUGACAUUAUUCUAUAAUACAAUAUACAUAUAUAUUUAACAACGUUUCCUAAUCUUCCGCAUUUCAGUGCAAACACUCAAGAGAUACAUUUCAUUUCGCAGUAUUAAUCCACCGCUCGCAUUUGGUUGAUAACACUUACUACUGUUAUCAAUUUUCUUUUUUUUUUCUCACAAUUACGACGAUUUUUACGACGACGAUGACUGUUUGCUAUCGCGGUUUUGCGAUUACGUUUCUAUUGUCAUUCGAUGUGUGAUUUUUUUCUAAUCGAUUGAUCUAACCGACACGCUUAUGAUCCCUCCAUACCUGAUACGAUUCGUUGAUUUAUGAUGAUUGUGUAAAAUUUUGAAUGGAAAAAUAAAAAGAAAAUGUACUUCGAA
This is a messenger RNA of Neodiprion virginianus, 2645 nucleotides long. RefSeq names its product nucleobindin-2 (gene NUCB1). Gene Ontology annotation, cellular component: endoplasmic reticulum-Golgi intermediate compartment; extracellular exosome. The transcript is spliced from 11 exons. The record is from RefSeq and is a predicted model, not a curated record. Bases 189 to 1982 code for a protein of 597 amino acids. Gene Ontology annotation, molecular function: calcium ion binding. NCBI's taxonomy places the organism in Eukaryota, Metazoa, Arthropoda, Insecta, Hymenoptera, Diprionidae.